Molecule: messenger RNA, 3667 nt
Organism: Serinus canaria (Common canary)
Lineage: Eukaryota; Metazoa; Chordata; Aves; Passeriformes; Fringillidae
Gene: SMIM44
Product: small integral membrane protein 44
Exons: 2
Coding region: 1733-2194 (153 amino acids)
Source: RefSeq, a predicted model, not a curated record
CCAGCCACAUUGGGAGGAGCAGGGAGUGGGGUCCCUGAUGGCAUGAGGUGAAACCCCCAGCCCUGGGGAGGAGGAUGAUCUGUCUGAGGUGCCCUGGUAGAUCCCACUGCCCUGCAGGGCCUGGUAUUCUGCUGAGCAUACAUUUUCCCCUUGUCCAAGGGCUCCCUGUGAGUCACUCCCAGGCUCAAUCCUCUUAGUCCCUGAAGCCAGCUCAGCAUCCACAGGGCUCUGGUCUUCAGGUCCACAGCCAGGGGCCAGCCCUGGCCGUGGCCCAGUCUGACCCAGUUCAGGACCCAAUGGAAAGGGCUCUUAGUCAAAAUGUGACCAGUUUUCGUCACCUGUACACACCAAGAGUCAGUGACAUGUACCUGAGUGCUGUGGGUAAGAUCACCUGUGUGUGAUGGGGAGGGUGAGGGGCUCCAGACUGCACUUCCCCAGCACUGGGGACAAACAUCUGAUGUUUUGACACUGUUUGGAGUCAGCAGCUGUUAUAGCUGUUAUAUGGGUUGCUUGUCCCCAUUCUCCACUCUCCCCUGGGUGAUGGGCAGGACCCAGCUGGUGCUUUGGGCUCUGGGGUGUCCCUGUGUCAUAUCCAUCCCAAGCACAGUGAGAUGGGUGACUUUCCCCGGGCCAUGUUAUCAUUUCCACUGUUCCCUUCUUGGCACGUGGGCUCCAGCACUGUGAAGUUUGUCAGGCUGUUUGUCCCCAGUUAUCACCUUGAUUGCCCCUAUCUUUGCUCUCCAGCUUUGCCACGGGUGACUCACUCAGACUUUGCAGGGUUGCUGCCCAAUCAUUCUGUGCCAACAUUUGACUCUGCUCCUCCAACACCUUUCAAGACAAAAUUGGAACAAAAUGCAUUUCUGAGGCUGGGAUCUGGGCAAGGGUGACCUGGUGCAGCAGAGCUGGGAGGUGCUGGAGUGGAGCAGGACUCAGCCUUGAGCCUUGACCUGGCACUGAACUCCACCUUCAACCUGUGCUGGGAAGGGUUUGGGAUUUCUUCAAAGCUGCUGCUGGUCUGGGCUAAAACCUGCACCCUCUUUGUGUGGGGGGAAUUAACUUUGGGGGAAACAUGGACUUGGCUCCCCUCUGCAGGCUGUUUUGCCCUGGGGAGGUGAACCCUGAGUGCUGGGGUGACAUGUGGCAGCCAUCUGGGAAGGUGACAGCCUCUUGCUGUGGGCUGCUUCCCUGUACAGCAGAGGGGGCCCCAUGGGAGCCCCCGUGGCUGAGGCUGCAUCCCCAUCCCCUCUGCCCAUCGGCUCCAAGGGUGCUGUGUCCUCUGGGAUCUCAGCCAUCUGCUCCAGGGAUCUGCGGCCUGCUGAGGGAUUUAAGCCAGCCCAGGGGAGGGAAGAAAGACUUCGGGCAUCCCUCCCCAUUCCUGUCUUCAGGAGUUCUCCAGCUGCAGGUGACUCCCCACUCCCAGGGGGGGCACGGGUACCAGUGGUGCUCCCAGAGGAGCGGGAUCUGGGGACCCUGACCCACAUCAGAGCCCACUAGUCACCUCCCAUGCUAAGGCAGCCAGACUGUGCCUGGAUUAGCAGGUGCUAAGCUCCUUCUCAUCAACGCGGCUCUGUCGCUGGGUGAGUGGCACUGCCACCAGCUAUAGGGACACCACUGUCCCUGUGAGCUGCCGACACCGAGAAGCCUUGUGGACUCUGAUGCCACUUCCCCCCUGCAGUCCCCUGCAUGGUAGAGGCUUUAGUGGCUUGGGGUGGGGCUGCAGGGAUAGCUGGCCAUGGCCAUGGCCCUGGCAGGGGGUAUCCCCCUCCCUGGCUCCGGAGGGGCACAGGGGCUACGGCGGCACUUGCUGCAGUCCCCCCCUGAGGAGGACGGGGUGCUGUAUGUGGACUACAGGCCUCCUGCUCUGGACAGCAUCCACCUGCCCCGCUAUGUCCUGUACCUGAUGAUGGCAGCAACGCUGGUGCUGGUGGUGGCAUAUGCCAUCGUGGGGCACCUCAUCAAGGACCUCGUGCACGACUUCGCUGACUGGGCAUUUGGGCCCAAGCCGGAGGAGAACACAGGGAUGGCCGAAGGCCCCGUGCUGGAGGCACAGUGGCUGGAGGAGGACAAGGUGCUGGUGGAGCAGAAGGUGGAGGAUGAAGGCAGCAGCAUACUGCCCAGCAUGGACAUCCCACUGCAGCCGCUCGCUCCUCGCAGCUCCAUCUCCUUUGCUGACUCCCCCAAGAGGUUCUUCUAGGGUCAGGGGACACCCCUGCCACCAGCAGGACCCUGCAGCCCUGCCUGACCUGUCACGGUGUGGGUCUGGCCAUAGGCACUGCUCAGCACUGGCACACAGCCUCCCCCUCCCUCCCAGCCGUAGCGCUGCUCUGGGGCUCCUCUUGGGCUAUCACACCAAUAAAGCCACUUGCCCCAGUCCUGCUCACCCCUUGGGCCAGCACAAUGUGGGGAGUGGCAGGGCUGGGGCAUCCCAACCUUUGCCUGGGGUAACAGCACCCCUUGGCACAGCCAUGCCACCCCAAGCCCAUGGGCACAUGGCUGUAUAAAGGGGGGUGCUUGGGGGUGCAAACCCACGGGGUGAGGGCACAGCCGAUGGUGGCAGGGGGCAUGGACAGGGGUGCACAUGGAUACCCCUCUGGAUGGGCCAAGUCAGCAUGGGCACACGGGUAGGGACAGAUAGAUGGACAGCUGGAUGCUGAGCCUGGCUGUGCCCCCACCACCCCCUCAGUGCCGUGGCACUGCCAGACCAUGCUCAGUGGCACCCAGAGGUGGCCCCAAACCAGUCUUGGGAGAAAAAGCACCCUGAAGCCUCACUUGGCUUCCAGGUGAAGGCACUGGGUAUGGGGGCUGUUUUAUGGACCUGCAGCCCCUGUCUUAAACCCAGGCUGAGGCUGGGUCCCUGUGCCCUGUCUUCUUCUUAACCCCUUGAGGAAUUGCCACAGGCAGGGUGGCCCUGCCGAAGUCCACUGUCCCUCCCUGGGGUGCUGGUGGCCACCCUCUUCCUCAGUUUUCCUUGUGCCCUGGUGGGUGGGCACCCUGCCAUGGUCUCCCUGAGCUAACCCUGUCAGUGUUUCACUCGACAGUAUGCGGACACACACUGAAGACAUGAUGGGGUUCCACCUGGGCUUGUCUGGGGGCAGCUGGCUCGUGCCCAGGGGAGAGCUGGGGGUGGCCUGGCAUUGCCCACCCCUCUGUGUCACCCCAUCCCCAUGGGAUCUGCCCCAGCCCUGCCAGCUGGGAUAGGGGGAACCAGGCAGGGUGGGCAGUUCUCCACCCCAUCACCCAUCUGCUCUUCCACCUGUGCACCCACCCACCUGCCCACCUAUCUGUCUCUGCUUCCAUCCACCUGCCUACCCUGGGGGUGGUCCCCAGUCCUGGGCACAGGGACAUGCCUGUCCUUUGCCAGGUGCUCCCGGAGGUGGUGGCCGCUGGGCGCAGUGGGUGCCAGUGCCUGAGCCAAGGGAGUGGUACCACCUGCCAAGGGUGACAGGAGUCAUGUCACCAUGGUGCUUGGUGCUACUUUGUCCUCUUGGGGCCAAUAAAGGCGACCGUUGUCUUGGGUGCAGAGUGCAGGCACUACAGCAGCAGGUGACAAAAGCUCACCUCCAGGAGCAGGAUCCAGACGUGCCCCGGCCCUCCACCCAGAAAUGCCGAAGCUCUUGCAGCCCCUCUCGCUCCUGCUCCUGCUCGUCCUUGCUUCCACCGCCCAGGG